CUGGGAGCGUGCGAGCAGGGGCGCGGGGGCGCGGGGGCAGGAGCCGAGGACCGGGAUCGAGACAGAGAGAGAGAGAGAAGGAGCGAGAAGAGCCUUCCGGGGCUAGAGGAGGAGCGGGGCGAGAGAGGGGGCCGAUGAGCGAGAGCAGGAGCUCGAGCAAACGCUCUUCCGCGGGGGCUGCCGCUGCUGCUCUUCGACUUCGACGACUGUCCUUCUGGCGCGCGGGCGCGAAAGCGAGCAAAUUUGGCUGCAGCAUUAUUUUUCCUACUCUCGAGGAAGAGCAAGGAGGAGGAGGGGGAGGAGGAGUUGAACGAGCUUCGGUGGUAGAUAAGCCAGAUCAUGCAAGGUCUUGAAGUCGGAGGAGGAGGAGGAGGAGGUGGUGGUGGUGGAGCUGCUGCUGCUGGUCGAGAGUCGGGCUUCUUUGGGUUUUGCAAAUUGAGUGGAUUGGAGGUGGAUUUGGCGUGGUUCGCGAGUUAUUCUCGCUGUCUGGGGGGAAGUGCAGAUCAGCCGCGCGGAGCGCAGGAUUGGACUUCUUCGUCGUCGUUGGUCGCGGAGAUGGUGAUGAAGGCGAUGAUCUCCGAGCGCGUUAGAGGAUGGGAGCUUUAAAAUGUCUGAGGAUCGAUGGUAGGGCUAGAGUGAGCAUUUGAUACGGGAUGAGAGGUGCGCAAGGAUGACGGUGGAGGAUAGGUGGCGAUUUCGCUCCAGCUUAGAUUGUGGAGGAGUCUCUCCUGUUCUGCCCUCGGGACCGCUGCAGACUCUUACUACGAUCGACUUGAGGAUUGAAGUGUCUUUCUUUUUGAUGUAAUGAUGGCAGGUAGAGAGCUGUCACGGAUUUUGAAAGACACAACACCAUCGAAUAGCACCACAACUGCCAAGGAGGACAACCAACUCUCCACCGGAGUGAUUAUUGGCAUUUCUAUAGGAGUAUUCGUUGGAGUGCUUCUAGCUGUCUGUGUAUUAUUGUGCUGUCGAUGGAAAAAGAAAACGAGCAAAGAUGGCAGUGAGCGCAGAGGACUAUCACUACCUAUCAGGGUGAAUGGCGUCAAUUCUAGCACUAUACUGUCUGACUCUAACCUGGGGAAAGAAUCACCUUCUACCGGACACUAUGCAAAUACUCUAUUUUCGUCAUGGUUCGGCAGCAGCGAGAGGUUUCUUGCAAGCUCCGGAGUAACGAAGUUCAGCUACGGAGAGCUCAAGAAGGCAACGAAUAACUUUACAGCCUUGCUGGGCCAGGGUGCCUUCGGCCCUGUGUAUAAAGCUAUACUGCAACCAUCAGCCACAACAUUGGCCGUGAAAGUCCUUUCAAGCUACUCGAAGCAAGGCGAGAAAGAAUUUCAAACAGAGGUUAUGCUCUUGGGGAGGCUACAUCAUCGAAAUCUAGUUAAUCUAGUUGGAUAUUGUGCCGAACGAGGACAACGAAUGCUGGUCUACGAGUUCAUGACCAAUGGCAGCUUAGCUGGCUGGCUCUAUGAUCAAACUGGAGAGCCAUUGAGCUGGGAAAAUAGAGUUCGCAUAGCUCAAGACGUCUCAAGAGGCUUGGAGUAUCUUCACGAAGGGGCUGUCCCACCUGUUAUCCAUCGUGACAUAAAAUCGGCGAAUAUUCUUCUAGAUGUAUCAAUGACAGCCAGGGUUGCGGAUUUUGGCUUGUCCAAAGAAGCCAGUACACAUUCUUUUGUGUCAGGUGUGAAGGGAACUUUCGGCUAUGUUGAUCCUGAGUAUGUGUCCACCAACAACUUUACCGAGAAAAGUGAUGUGUAUAGCUUUGGAGUUCUUUUAUUCGAACUCAUAACUGCACGAAAUCCACAGCAAGGACUCAUGGACUAUGUCCACCUGGCUGCUUUGGGCGUAGAAGGCAAGGAAGGAUGGGGUGAGUUACUAGAUGUUAGAUUAAGUGGGAAGUGUAAUCUAGACGAUUUGGGUACGAUGGCUGCUUUGGCUUACAAAUGCGUGCGAAAGCUAGGGAAAAAGCGGCCGAAGAUCCGAGAUGUUGCGCAGUCUCUCUCGAAGUUAGGUAAGAAGAAGGGAAGCGGGCACAACAGUGGAAAGCACCACCCAUCUGACUCACCCCCUGCGUUGGCCCCUGUUACUGAGACCAAUCAAGAACAAGUUGAGGUUCCCGCCGGCGAGUGGAGCAAACCUUAUCCCCAUAGCGAUGGGACGUCUCAGGUUGCUCAAACGACCGCCGUCGAGAGCGCGUAAGAAGAGCACAAGAGCACUUGAGUUUUCUUUUCCUCACAUAUCCAAUCAAAGUUUCUCCGGACUUCUUGCGGAGAUGAACUUGUAGUCAAUCCUGGAAGGCGGUGUCACAUCCAGCGUCCACACGGAAAUCUUUUUUGCAUUCUGUGGACCAACUGUGACGUAGCCAGGUCUGUAGAAGCUUUUUUCAGGAUUUGGGUAGAUAGUGCUAACAGAGCUGGUUUUGUCAGUGGAAAGUUUUAUAAUACUCGAUGCUUCACAGCUGCGAAUGAGAUCAAGAGCUUGCUGUGUUGAUAGGUUGACCAUUCACGACCCACACAACGAUUACAUCAACAGGUCUCGUGACCUCGAACGUCCAUCGGACUUGUUAUUCCUAGUGCUUGAAUUUUGUGGACAACGCUGGAACGACGAACUGAGUUGUCACAGAGGCCACACACGCUUGUUGGUGCGAAAAGUCGCUUGGACAGUCUCCAUUCGAAAAAAGUUUGUAACAUUAUGAAAAAUCACAUACUAUAUUCUUUUUCCUUGCAACCGGAAAGACCUGCCUUUCAGUUGCUCAUACAGAAGUGUAAAUUCUGACGUGAGAAAUGUCUACUGGAUGGUGAUGUUAAUAGUGAAAUAUAUGUUUUAAUUACUGAGG
Messenger RNA from Marchantia polymorpha subsp. ruderalis, 2836 nucleotides. NCBI's taxonomy places the organism in Eukaryota, Viridiplantae, Streptophyta, Marchantiopsida, Marchantiales, Marchantiaceae. The record is from the annotation of a GenBank genome assembly.